Messenger RNA from Fibroporia radiculosa, 2319 nucleotides. RefSeq lists its product as uncharacterized. Gene Ontology annotation, molecular function: protein binding. The transcript is spliced from 4 exons. NCBI's taxonomy places the organism in Eukaryota, Fungi, Basidiomycota, Agaricomycetes, Polyporales, Fibroporiaceae. The coding region runs from base 1 to 2319 and encodes 772 amino acids. The record is from RefSeq and is a predicted model, not a curated record.
AUGGCCGCCCCUCCCGUUCCCCCCCGUCCUUUCAAUGCCUACGACGACUACCUCGACCACUACUCUCGUUCAUCCCCAGGUCCCCCCAUCCCUCCCCUCCCCCCCGGCUUCACUCCCGCUGACGCUGCCGUCUCUCCCCCUCACUUCGAGGACCCUCUCGUAGCGCCUCGCCCACACAAACUCCAGCCUGAUCUUCCCGCAAACAUGGCGCGCAACCUCGACGACCAGAUGUCCCAAGAGGCAUACCACAGAGGCAGGUCCCCCGCUCCCCAUCUUAAUCCUUCUCCUGGCUUUGCUAUGCCCCAUCGCCCUCACAGCAGAGGGCCUCCUGUGCCUCCACAGCAAGGCCCAGACUGGACCCCGUGGGCUCCUGUACAACCCCAUCAGGCCGGUCGCAUGCCGCACAUCCAGCAGUAUCCUCCUCAGCCUAAUCCUGCUUACCCGUCACAAAACGGCCAUUAUCCCCGCCAUAAUAACUCUUUAAACUCGUCCUUUUCUAACUCUUCCAUCUCAGAUCACGCCCGUCCCAUGCGUACUGCUUCUGUUUACUCGACGCAUGGACCCCAAAUGCCUCCUCCGCAGCAGCCUGCCAACACGUCUGCUCCCCCCUCCCUCACUGCGCCUCUUCCAACUAUUCCCACUCUUCUAUCUCAGCUACCUUCCGUCGAACAGCCACACUUCGACCCCGCCUUCAAAAUAGCCUGGUGUCGUGAUGUACUCGCCCUGGUCGAUCGCGCUCAGCAGCUUGCCAUCAGCGACAGCUCUGCGACAGAGUUCCCCACCGGCCCCGCACGCAUCGACGAUCCUGAGCUGCAGCGUCUCGUAGACAUUGCCCUCCCCCUGCUUGCCCAGGUCUCUUCCCUACAAGAAACGCCCAAGCCACCAUUUGUCUCUGAGGCCAUAUAUCUUGUGGCUACUUGUGAGGCUUCUGGUGCAUACCCCCAAUACAUUCAGCGCGAUCCUCGGUCGGCCUUCAGGCAUUUUGAACAGUCAGCUAAGGCCGGUCAUUACGCCGCCUGGUUCCGUCUUGGCAGGGACUACGAGAACUUUAAUGACGCCGAGCAUGCAAAGCAGUGCUUCGAACGUGGCGUGAAGCGCGGUGUUGAGAGCUGCAUCUAUCGCAUGGGCAUGGCGAAUCUCAUGGGCCAACUUGGGCUUCCUGCUAACGCUGAGGCCGCGCUCCCUCUCCUUCAUCGCGCUGCGACAAUUGCGACGACUGAGUGCCCACAACCCGCUUACGUCUACGGCCUACUCCUUCUGAACGAAUUCUCACACGUCUCCAUACCCUUGCCGCUUUUCCAGCCAUUCAUCCCCCCCGGCUCCAACGCACAAAUGGAGGCGCGCAAAAACCUGGAGCGCGCGGCCUAUCUCAACUUUGCACCUGCACAGUACAAACUAGGCCAUGCGUAUGAAUUUGCGUUGCCGCCAUUUCCGUUCGACGCCCUGCUCAGUGUGCAAUACUACUCGCUCGCCAGCCAACAGGGCGAGGUGGAGGCGGAUAUGGCACUGAGCAAAUGGUUCCUCUGUGGUGCUGAGGGUGCGUUCGAGCGCGAUGAAGCGCUUGCCUGGACGUUCGCCGAGAAAGCUGCUCGUAAGGGUCUGCCUAGUGCUGAGUUCGCGAUGGGGUAUUAUGGGGAGGUAGGUGUCGGUGGCCCGAAAGAUAUCGAGUCUGCGACCAAGUGGUACACAAGAGCAGCACAACAUGGCAACACCGAUGCUGCGGAGCGUAUCCGUGCGCUAUCACAACCAUCACCUCAUGCGCUCUCGCGUGAACAGCACGAGACACUUGCCGACACGACCAUCGUGCGUAAGCGGACGCUCGCGCGCCAGCGUUCUGACGCACGGCGUGGCGUCGCCGGAGCCGGCCGUGGAGGAGCCCCUGCUGCCGCAGGAGCGAUGCAAAGCGAGCAGAUAGUCAGCAAUGUCCGCGCUCUCAAUGUCCGUUCUCCUGGUGCUCAGGACCAGGCGCAGAUGAAUAGCGGGUAUGGGGGAGCCCCUGCACCUUCGCCAACUGUUGGUCAAUUCCCCCAGAAUGGGGGCGCCUUACAGGCUCCGGUGCGACCAUUCGCCAACGCACCGCGUUACAGUCUCGUCGACCCCGGUUCGCGCCCAAGUUCGCCUGGCGCGCGUCAACCGGCUUCUCCGGCACCUUCGCAAGGCAGACGCCAGGGGACGAAUGGGUCAGCUGUGCCAUAUGAUGGAGAGAUGAGCUCAGAACCUGUAGCGCCUCAGACGCCUAAGCCUCGCGGGCCGCAGACGUUCGAGGAGAUGGGUAUCGUCCCAGCGAAACUUGAAGAAAAAGAGUGCAUAAUAAUGUGA